GGACGCUGCCAGUCAGAACCCGGAAGUAAGCCAAGCAGAAACGAUUAGCUGUUUAGUAGUUUAGUGGGUUACUGUUUACAACAGCAAAGCACUUUUUAGACUUGAAAAGUUCGACAUGGGAACUACGGCGAGUCAACUCUCGAAAGAAUCGCUCUCAGAAUAUCAGGAGCUGACCUUCCUGACAAAACAAGAAAUUCUUCUUGCUCACAAGAGAUUCACAGAACUGCUCAACAAAAGUGAGAAAGGCGAUCCAAAUGUCAGAAUACCGAUGAAUAAGAUUAAUAGUCUGCCUGAGCUCAAGUCCAACCCUUUCAAGGACAGAAUCUGCUGUGUCUUCUCAACCUCAGAACACAAAGAUGGAAGCCUCACUUUUGAAGACUUCCUGGAUCUUCUGAGUGCUUUCAGUGACUCCGCUACACUGGAAAUCAAAUCCCAUUAUGCAUUCCGUAUAUUUGACUUUGAUGACGAUGGAACCCUUGAUCGUAGUGAUCUGGAGAAGCUGGUUAACUGCUUAACUGGGGAGACGGAAGAGACAAAACUUUCCCCUGAUGAAAUGAGGCAGCUCAUCAGCAAUAUUCUUGAAGAGUCAGACAUCGACAAGGAUGGAACUGUGAACCUCUCUGAGUUUCAGCACGUCAUUUCAAGAUCACCAGAUUUUGUCAGUUCUUUCAAGAUUGUGCUGUAAAGACUUCCAGUCAACCCUGGAGAUGCCUUACCUUUUCAUUUUCAUGUAUAAUUUUUAAAUCAGAACAAUUUUAAAUACUUGCCUUAAAUUAUAUUUACCUGUGUAUUUUACUGCCUUAACUAUUUUAUGUGUCAUUUGUCAAAUAUAAGCCCUUUUUUAACAGCUGUUAAAAAUAAAAGUUU
Archocentrus centrarchus (flier cichlid) is the source of this 867-nucleotide messenger RNA. RefSeq names its product calcium and integrin binding 1 (calmyrin) (gene cib1). Lineage: Eukaryota; Metazoa; Chordata; Actinopteri; Cichliformes; Cichlidae. The coding region runs from base 116 to 685 and encodes 189 amino acids. The record is from RefSeq and is a predicted model, not a curated record. The transcript is spliced from 7 exons. Gene Ontology annotation, molecular function: magnesium ion binding; calcium ion binding.